This is a messenger RNA of Pelagomonas calceolata, 1908 nucleotides long. NCBI's taxonomy places the organism in Eukaryota, Pelagophyceae, Pelagomonadales, Pelagomonadaceae. The record is from the annotation of a GenBank genome assembly.
CGCCUCUGCUUUGGUGCAGGGGCCUCGCCGGGUCCGAAGGCUAGGAGGACCGGCUGACGUGCGAGGCACGCUGCGGAGUAUCACUGUUCUAUAGAGACAGCAUCACAAAAGAGGGAGAUCCUGCACUGCGCCCCCUAAGGACUUGACUCAGCCUCUCGGGUGACACGAAAUUAGAAACAGCGCGGCCGCUGGACGUCCUCGACGCACGCCCGUCGCCCAAAAGCAACCAGAACCAUGCGCCGCGCGCUCCUCCUGCUGGCCGCCGCAACGGCGACGACCAACGACGGCGUCUCGUACGAAGCCAGGAUUGUAUUAAGGGACCGCGUCCGCGACAUGCACGCCCACGCGCUACAAAGUUAUAUGGACCACGGCUACCCCCACGACGAGCUCCUGCCCCUGUCCUGCGAGGGCCGGCGCUGGGACGCGCGGAAACGAGGAACCCUCGACGAUAGUUUAGGAGGCUACAUGAUGACCUUGGUGGAUGGCGUGGACACGCAACUGGUCGUGGGCGACCACGAGGCCUUCGCACGAUCGCUCGACAUCAUCACAUCGGAAGUCUCAUUUGAUAGAGAUGUGUCCGUGUCGACGUUCGAGGCGACGAUUAGGGUACUGGGAGGUUUGUUGUCCGCCCACUACCUCGUGACGGAGCCUGUUUUGAGGCCGGCUAUCUUGCGGGCGGCCGCCAAUUCCACAUUAGACGCCUCGCCGGUCGACACGCGACGGCGGUGGGCUAGGGAGCUGAAGGGCCUGGCCGCCGAUUUGGGGGCUCGGUUACUACCGGCGUUCAGAACACCAACGGGCAUCCCAGCUCAUAGAGUCAACCUGAGACGAGGACUACUGAACGACGAGUCGCGCGAGACGUGCGCGGCCGCGGCCGGGACGAUGCUGCUGGAGUUCGCACGAUUGUCGCGAUUGACGGGCGACCGGCGCUACGCGCAAAAGGCGCGCGAGGCCGUCGACGCGCUCUGGCGGCGAAGAUCCGCGCGCACCGAUCUUGUUGGUUCGACGAUCUGCGCGAAAACCGGGAGGUGGCUGAGCCCGGGCACGGGCAUCGGGGCCGGCGUCGACUCGUUCUACGAGUACCUGGUCAAGGCGGCGCUGUACGAAGAUGAUCCUGUCCUACUGGAAAGGGGCUUAGCGGGCGUCGCCGCGGCGCAUCAAACGACGGCGGUCCGCGACGCUUCCAAUAAUCUCACCUGGAAUCUAGAUGUUCGUAGAGACGACGGGCGGCGCAUUUCUAGUAGAGUGUCGUCGCUGGCGGCGUUCUGGCCGUCACUACUCCUAUUAGCUGGUAGCGACGUCGGCGAGGCGCAGAUGACCUUUCGAGGGUACUGGGAGAUCUUCCGGCGGUUUGGGGCUUUACCGGAGUUGUUUGAUCUGGAUUCGGAGACGGCGGUGCACUUCGGGAAAGAUGCCCCAUUAAGGCCGGAGCUCGCCGAGUCGGCGCUGCACUUGUACCUGCGGACGAACGACGGCCACUACCUGGUUGUUGGCAGGGAAUUGAUAAAUGCUUUAAAUGACGAUUCUAGGGUGGCCUGCGGCUUCGCGGCCGUCGCCGACGUGGAUUCGAAGCGCCUGGACGACCGCAUGGAUUCGUAUUUUUUUGCGGAGACGUUGAAAUAUUUAUUUCUAUUAUUUGACCUGUCGCUCGAGCCGCAGGACCGCCAGUCGUUCUUCUGCUGCGACGAGCGGUCUGUUCAUAGACUGAAUAGUACGCGGGGCUGCGCCGUCGACGGGCGGCCCUGCUUGUCAUUGUCAGCCACACUACUGUCGACGGAGGGCCACUUCUUCCAGAUGCCGGCCGGGGCCGUGAGCGGCGCCUUCGGCGCGCGGAUGCCCGCCGACGCCGUCGCGGGGCCGUUCGAGUGCGAGGCGUCGACGACGACGACGACCUCUCGGGCGGCGUAA